Molecule: messenger RNA, 1400 nt
Organism: Anarrhichthys ocellatus (wolf-eel)
Lineage: Eukaryota; Metazoa; Chordata; Actinopteri; Perciformes; Anarhichadidae
Gene: timm10
Product: translocase of inner mitochondrial membrane 10 homolog (yeast)
Exons: 2
Coding region: 145-411 (88 amino acids)
Biological process (GO): protein insertion into mitochondrial inner membrane
Cellular component (GO): mitochondrial inner membrane
Source: RefSeq, a predicted model, not a curated record
ACGGUACACACGUGUUUUGAGUCUUGCAGGUUUGAAGGUUGAAGAAGUACCGGGUAGGUCUCUUGUCCAUCGCUCGCUGGAGAGGGUCACCAGGACGGCGUGUUCGUGGGUAAAGCUGGGUGUGAGCAGCACUGCAGCGCAGACAUGGAUCCCAUGAAGGCACAGCAGCUGGCGGCGGAGCUGGAGGUCGAGAUGAUGGCUGACAUGUACAACCGCAUGACCAACGCCUGCCACAGGAAGUGUGUACCGCCAAUUUACAAUGAGCCAGAGCUGACAAAGGGGGAGUCUGUGUGCUUGGACCGCUGCGUUGCCAAAUACCUGGACCUUCACGAGCGGCUAGGACGCAAGCUGACCGAGCUCUCCAUCCAGGACGAGGAAAUGAUGAGGAAGGCAUCUGUGGGAAGUGGAUAGACUCUAAUGAAAGGCUCAAAGUAGAGCAUUGUGGGGGAUUAAAAGGUUAUGGGUUAUUGAGUGGGUUAGGGUUUUGUUUGGGAAAUCAAUAGAGUGUGAAGAAUAAUGCUGUUGAGGGUCCACGGAGAGAAACUGCAGUUCAGGAUGAGACGUUGGAUGGGGCUCAAGGAAUCACCGGAGGACCUGGUGGAGCGACGGCACGAGGACGUCUAGAAACGGCUCACUGCUCCACCAGCCUCUCUGCAUGCGUCUGAGUUUUUCAUUCAGCUUGGCUCGGUCCUCAAGAAGUCACCUGAUAAUUGAGUGAAAGGAGCGAGGCUGUGUAAUAUCUCUAAUCCAUGCUCUGUGUCUGUUUUUAGCUGCGUAGAGUCCCAGAAGGGUGCUGCCUCUUCUGCACAAACUCAAAUACUGGCAGGUUAAAACAAACACUAUUUACAUUUAGUAUUUGUUCCCACAUGACCCUUUGAACUUGGGUGAAUUCUUUUAUUUUUUUUGAAAGUGGGGAAAGUAAACAUGGGCCCUCUUCAUAAUGUUGCAACACAACAUGGUAGUCAAGUCGACGCGUUGUUCACAAUUACAAAUUGUCUGUUAUGCAGACAGGGUUCUUUACAAUACCUUGAAAUACAGUAACUCAAAUACAGAUGGAUGAGGGUAUGUGCUAAAUGAAUUAUGUAUGGCAGUAUCGUUUGUCCUUUUUUUAAACACAAGACUGCAUCGUUUACUCUCUUUCAGGCCUGUGUUGGAUUUGUCAGUAAACUCGGAUACAGACUACCAGCCAGGUCGUUCCGGCUACACGGACGUGUGAUGAAGAUAGAUUUAACUCGAUACUUGUGCAGACUAUGUUGUGCUAUAUGUGACUGGACCAUGUUUCUUUUUUUGUUUUCAUGUGCUAACCGCUGUGUCAGUGACGCAGCUUUUUAUCUGCAUAUUGGAGAAGCUGCACAGUGUGUCGUUAUUAAGAACUCUAAUAAAACUGUCAUUUAUUUUAA